UUUGCUUACUACUAGUGUGAUUUGGUUUUUAAACACUUAAAGUAUUAGGCUUGGAAAUUUGUUGAUUCCAGAUACCAAUUUGUUACCCACUCAGUUCUUGCAAACUGUUUACUGUUUACCAUUAUUCUUUUUUACAAAAACGCCUCUCUUCCAACUUUCCAGGCCUAAAGUUAGCUAAGAGUCAGAGUAGGUUACUUUAUAGCUAGCUUAUACUGUUUUAAAAAGCAAGAUUUAGAUAAUAAUUGAAGAGAUAAUGAUUAUAUAAUGUUAUUUUUGUAAAUAUUCCAUUGUUUAGUAUGUAUAGCUAUAUCAUAAUUGCUGACGUAAACUAGAAAGGCAGAUAAUACACAGUCUAGGUAGGAAUGGUACUUUAAAAAUAAUAUGCAUUGGUUAAAAGUUUUGCAGCUUAUGUUAGACAAUAAAAUUAUUAGUGCAGUUUCGCUUGAUAUAUUUUCAGCUUUAAAAAUGAGUAUUAAAAAUAAACAAGUUUAUGAUCUUUUUUCUUCAUUGAAUGAAAAAAGCAUUAAAGAAGUAAGUGAUGGAUUUGUUUUACUUGGUGUUCAAAUAACAUGUCCAGAAAAAGCGUUAUAUACAAAAGUUAAAAGACUAGUAGAGAAAGUAAAUGGUCUGAAAAAAAGGAAAGCUAAUUCUGCUAUAGAAACUUUGUUGGAAGCUGAGUUUAGUGUUCCAGUGCAAAUUACCCCACAUCAGCGAUCUAUUGAUGCGGCUAGUUCUAGAAAUGAAGUUUUGUUUAAAGAGAAAAUGAAACAAUUAAAGGAGGAAAACAAAAGUUUAAAAAGAAAGUGCGAAAAUUUUCAAGAAUUAGAAAUUCAAUACAACACACAAGUCAAAGAGGUUAAGAAACUUAGUAACGAGUUAUUUGUAGCAAUGAAGGAUGAAAAUAAGUUGACAGCAGAAUAUCGUCGUAUAAAGAACAAUUAUCUUGAAGUAGAGGAAAAACUUAGAAAUGUGGAAUUGAAAUUUAAAGAUAAUAGCAAAGCGAGGGCAGAUAAAUUGAGAAAUUUAUCAAAGAAAAUUAAAAACAGAGAUGAUAAAAUUAAUAAAAUGGAAUCAGAAAUAGCUGAAUUGAUAUCUGGUACUGAGAAUAAAAGUGAUGAGUUGGAUGACAUGAAAGUAAACUUGAACAGACUCAAUGAUAAAUUAGAAAACAGUGAAACUAUAGUUGAUGAUCUGCGGAAUGAGAAAGCAAAACUGAAAAGAAAGACGCACAGUUUGUUGUUAAAAAUUGAAAACCAGAAAAAAUUGAUUGACCACAAAGAAGUGAAUGAUAUGAAGUGUUUAAAAAGUGAUUAUGACAAACUCUGUACAAACAUGAAGCAACUUACUGAAGAAAAUCGUGAUUUGCAAAUGCUCGUUUCGUUAUUAAACGACAAUGAAAUUGUAACAUUUGAAGGUGGUCGUUAUUCAGACGAAAUAAGAGAAGUUGUUAUGGAAUUACUUUCCUUGAAUGUCAGCAUGGGAAAGGUAAAUGAUGUGAUCAAGGUUGUACUUGAAAAACUUGCAAAAAAAAGGGUUGACAGGUUGCCUUCACAAGGUUUAAAAAGUCAUUUAAUGCAAGAAGCAUUAAUUUUAGCACAAUUACAGGUUGCAGAAGCAAUGAUUGAUAAUGACAAGGAGGCGUUUGGUAAUUGUUUACAUGGAGAUGGUACAUCAAAAUACCAUAAACAUUAUCAAAAUUUUCAGAUUACAACAUCGAAAGGAAAAACUUUAACAUUUGGAUUAUCAGAAGUUGCAGGUGGCGAUGCGGCAAUAGUAAUGAAAAAUUUUACUGACACAAUUGAUGACAUGUGUGACAUUCUGAAAGAAUGUGACAAGGAUGCAAAUUUUUCCCGGCUUGUCACAUCAAUCAAAUCUACAAUGUCGGAUCUUGGCCCUAUUAAUCCUUUAUUUAACUCACAACUGAAAUCUUUAAGGGAAAAAUUAUUACCAAAUGUUGUAGAAAACUGGAAUUAUUUAAGCGAAACACAAAAAACGGACAUGACCGAUAUGGGAAAUUUCUUUUGCAAAUUACAUCUUCUGGCAAAUUUUGCCUCAGAGGCAGAUAAAGUUCUGCAUUCAUUUGAGAGAAUGGUCCUCUGUGAUGACUAUGAAACAGUAUUUGCCUUCAAUAGUGCAAAAGAAUCUUCUGCUUCUAGAUUAGUGCGUACAGCUUGUAAAGCUUUUCAUGUGCGUGGAAGUGACGAAUGUGGAGUAGCAUCGUAUUUUAACUCGUUUUUAGCUGGUCGCAAUCAGAAAUCUUACUUUGUACCAUUUAUUGGAAAUCGUUUUAACAUAUUGUUUUAUAACGCUGCUGCAUUAUAUUACCAUCGUGAUGCAGUCGUAUCUUUUCUUUCAUCAUGGCCUGAUCCUAAUAAUUUACUGAAAGCUGUAAAUGAAGACGUAUCAAAUAAGUUGUUUCUUAGUGAAGUCAGAGCACUUGGCAUUAUUGAUAAAUUAUUGACUGGUCCAUUGUGGCGAUUAAUAGAGUCUUGUGAAAGUAUCCUCGAAAUAAAUCCAUACCUGUUACAACUUAAAGUCAAACUAUCUGCACUCUGCAACAAUUGUUCAUCACUUCUAUCUGGCAGUCAUAUUUUCCAAGAGGAUGGUAUUAUUGUACACAACAAAGAUGAAUUAUUUAUCAAGCUAUUUGAGGAUACAGGUGAUGAUGAAUUGGAUAUUCUAACACAGCAAGCCCUUGAAAUUAUUUGCCAUGCAAUUCUCAUCAUCUUAGAGCGUCAAUGUAAGGAUCAACUGCCUGGAGGAAAGUACUGGAGCCCCAGUCAGAUAAUAAAGGAGACGUCAUCAAUUGUACCAGUAACCAAUAAGGCUUCUGAAAGUGACUUUGCAAUUUUGGAUUUGUUAGUGAAAACGAAGCCAAGUGCCAAUGUUGAAACAUUGCAGGCUUUAACCAUGUGGUCGCGUAACAAAACACUUGAUUGGUUUGAACAGAAGUCUUAUGAUGAGAAAAAAAGUAUGAUGGAAUCAGCCAGACAUAAUGUGGAAAAAAUGAAGGCGAAGUAUAAAUCAAGGAGAAAAGAACUGUUGGAGGAGAGGAAAAGGAAAUUGCUUGCUAAACAAGAUAUGAAAAAGAAAGCUGAAGAGAAAAUAGCAUUGAAGAAAGUGGAAGCUUUUAACAAAUUGCUUGAGCUAAAUGUCCAGGCUUGGAUAUCUGUUGAUGAACUGAAAAAAAACAUCAUGGAUAUAUCAUCACAAAAACGUGCAGAAGUUUUGCUAGCGCAAAUGAAUUUUUACAGGCAUGUUAUGCCUUUCAAAUGCAAUUCCAAAUUGUUUAACAAAACAAAACAGAGUGGAAACAAAAGAGUUGAUUUGUCUUGGGAAGAGCUUCUUGAAAACUUUGUUAAAAUCAUGCAUGUAACAUUUUCAUCAUCUGCAGAAAAGGUAACAAAGGAUAACCUGAAGUCGAAGGAAGAUAGAGAUGAAGUAGUUGCAACCCAAAAAAAGGAACUGAUGGAAAAGAUCAAGAAAGAAAGGAUGAAAAAACUGUCUGAACAACAAAAAAGCAACAAACUCCCUUCCUUCAUCAAAGACCCUGAUUGUUUAGUUGGUUUACACAUACGGCAUCAUUUAAAGGAAGAAGAUGAAGAGGAUGCAUAUUGGUGUAAAGGGGAAAUUCUAAGUGUAGCAAAACGACAUUCCAAUCCUAAACGCACGUUGUUUAAUGUAGUAUAUGAGUCAGAACCUGAGACAGUUUGGAGUUUUCCAAUAAUUUUAGAUUUUGAGAAGGGAGACGUUAUUAUGUUAUCUUAGAAUAUAGUUAGUUAUAGUAUAGUUAUAUAUUUGAGGGAAGAAAUUUUUGUGGUAAUGUAUUUCGUUCAAACCGUGGAACUUUUUUAUGGCAAAAACUUCUUCCUUUGAGGAUCAUUGUUUUGUCAACUUGUGACAUGUGGUAUAUAUUGUUCUAUUAAAACAUUUAGCACUUAUGGUAGCUUAAUAUUUUGCGUUCUUUUUUUU
Hydractinia symbiolongicarpus is the source of this 3972-nucleotide messenger RNA. RefSeq lists its product as uncharacterized. Gene Ontology annotation, molecular function: 3'-5'-RNA exonuclease activity. The record is from RefSeq and is a predicted model, not a curated record. NCBI's taxonomy places the organism in Eukaryota, Metazoa, Cnidaria, Hydrozoa, Anthoathecata, Hydractiniidae. The transcript has a single exon. The coding region runs from base 382 to 3768 and encodes 1128 amino acids.